CCAAGAAUGAGACCACCACCUCCAUUUGGUUCGCGCUCCUUCAAGACACCGUGUUUACUCCGAAGUCCCCUUCUUCCGCCCGGCCUCGAACAAGAUGCACCUAUGAUCCAUUCGCUUGAACAAUUACUCGAAGCACCAGCAUGACCACCACCGACGAGGAGCCACCUCCGCGGUCCGAGUUGCCGAUGCCAGGCACGACGCCGCAAGACGACUACACACAAGACUCGGCGGCCCAUUCGCAGCCUCUCUCACUAUCGUUACCUCCUGAUGACGAAGCCACAAGGCUGCUGACCCGGAGCCCCCAUCCCUACCACCGCCGAAGCAUCCAGUUGCACACGUCCAAGGAGGCGCGCGCGGGGCUCUCCCCCAACCCCAGCGAACAUUCUUCGGGUUCAUCGUGGAGCUCCGACGUUGAAGAGGAGAAAAAGGCAGCUCAUGGCGCCGACAGCGGCUCCCGAGUUCCAUCGCGGAGCAUGAGCGAAAGCGGCACCGAGGCUGACGACGAGGGCUAUUCGUUCGUAAAGGCGCUCCCCGCGCCGCCGAUCAGGCCACACAAGGGAUUGAGGGACUUGAGAGGGACCGACAUCGAUGGCCUCAGGAGCGAAAGUCCUCUGCUUACGCCAAGCAUACUAGACGAGGAGAGCAGGAGGCUGAGCAAUCGCAGCGGAUAUUUCAAGGGGACCAGGAAGGCCUCGGAGGCAAGCUCGCCGAGCGAUGAGGAAGUUAGGAGGGAGAGAGAGAAGUUUGCCAAGAGGAGGCGCGCAGAGCUGUUGCGACGGGGAUUCGAGGUUAUUCUCGUGGGCGCAAUUGGCGCGCUCGUGGUGGGCGGCGCCGAAGCAACGCGGACGCUGCGGAUAUGGUCCCGAGAACUUUCUGCCUAUGCCCUUGUCUAUUCGGUUCUGAUACUUUCAUACCCCCUGCGACUCUUGUCACCUCGCGAUGGCCACGCGCCUCUCAAAAACCGCAUACGUAUACCAGCAGCCUUCGACCCUGCACCUCUCAUAUACCCCGCCGUAAUACCGAUUCUUGUGUCGUUGUCACUAUACCCCACGAUGGAGAAGAUUCUACUGCCGAAUAUUGUGCUUUCGCUCGCGGCAUUGCCGCCCCGGUUAAUACCCGUCUUUGGUCAAGGAACAGGCUACAGCAUGGAGCAUUGGAUUAUAUCAAUUCUUCCUCUGAUAAUAUCGGACCAUACGGACGUCCCUUCGAACCUCGACGCCGCGAAACCUUAUCCCCUGAAGGUGCCCGCGGAUGGGCUUCCUUCAGAAGUCAUUUCAUGUCUAUUUUUCCUUCACCAGGCGCUUUUGCCGCCAAUACAGUACCUUACGACGACGAGUCUUCUUUCGACGGAGCUCCAUCUCCUUUCUGUUUCUCUAAUUAACCUAUUGCUUUUCGCGGAGUCGCCCCAGAUGAUGAUCCUCAGCGCCAUCAUCUGGAUAGGCGGGCUCAGUCUUUUCAUUUUCUGCGGGCAUGUCCUGCGCUGGGGUGUUGCUCUAGCUCGUAUUCCGAAAUGGAGGUUUAGGCGCGCUGGCCACAUCAUCAAGGCCCGACAGUCAUUUCUGGCCAUUCUGAACCAGAGUUUGAAGGGGAAAACGAGCUCCCCUUCAAGGAGAAGAGACGAGAUCUCAGACAGCGAUGCCGACGAGGACGAUCUCUUGCUCCAGCACCAAGACGACGAUUUGGGGCUGAAGCCUGUCGAAUCGGCCCCGAGCACCAUGCAGGACCUGGCAGCGGCUACUGCGAGCAUGCCGCUUUCUGCCAUGAGCGCUGUGCGCGACGCUUUCUUCCAACCAAAGGAAGCUGAUGGAUUCCGGAGUGGAGGAAGACAGCGAAGCAGCACCCUACCGGACAUGAAAACCCCUCGCGUAACCUCGACCAAACUAGGAUCCCGCAGGAAGCGCACCAGGUCUUCAUACGCGCAAUCGUUCCUCGCUCUUACUCCUGCCCAGGCAACGCUCCGGAAAUGGCUCUACGCCGGCUACGCAUAUCUGGCCAUGGCUCUGAUCAUCCUCGUCCCGAUCCGGGAAUACAUCGCGAGGGCCGCGCUCGAUGGCGCCGAGCCCUUUGGCUGGGCCAUCGGCUACCUUUUCGGCAACAUCCGCGACGUCCGCUUCUGGAUCCACGACUGGAACCUCACGGGGUGGAUCGCACUGCCCGAGCUCCCAGAAGACAGCGAGACAAUCCGGCUCGGCUCCUCCGGCCGCAUCGACCAAUACCGACGCGCCGUGCUCGGCGAAGCCACAACCCGGCUCGCACUAACAGGCUACUGGCUGGGGAUCCUCGCCAUCGGGCUCUGCAUCGUGCUGCGCCUCAGCAGCGUCGCCGAAGUCGACACGCGGCGCAAAGUCUUCCACGGCAUGAUGGUGCUGAUGCUGCUCCCGACCAUCUACAUAGACCCGUGCUUCGUCGCGCUGACGCUCGCCCUCGUCCUCGCCGUCUUCCUCCUCCUCGACCUCGUCCGCGCCGCCCAGCUCCCGCCCCUCUCAAAGCCCAUCGCCGCCUUCCUGACGCCGUAUGUCGACGGGCGCGACCUCCGCGGCCCCGUCGUCGUCAGCCAUAUCUUCCUGCUCGUCGGCUGCGCCAUUCCGCUGUGGUUGAGCUUGGCGGGCACGGCGCGCACGGGAGGAGGCGGGGUGCGCGAGGGCGUUUCAUCACCUUGGAAGGGCUGGGACACGCACGCCAGAGACGCCAGCAUGGUUGCCGGCGUCGUGUGCGUCGGUAUGGGCGAUGCGGCGGCUAGUCUGGUUGGCAGGCGCUUUGGCCGCAGGAAGUGGCCGUGGAUCGGCGGCAAGAGCCUCGAGGGCUCGGCGGCGUUUGCGGGCGCUGUGGUGCUCGGGUUGUGUGCUGGGAAGGUGUGGGCGAGGGGUGGGGGGUGGGAGGCGUCUGGAGGGUCAGGGUGGAGCUGGAUGUUGCCCGGUCUCUGUGAUGUGGCCAAGGCGACUGUUGCUGGCUGCGCGGCUAGCGCUAUGGAGGCCGUGUUGACGGGGGGCAACGACAACGUUAUCGUGCCUGUGGUGCUGUGGCUGGUUGUUAGGGCUGUGGGGCUGUAGGGCUGUAGAUGCGGCGUGCUGCUGCUGCUGCUGUUGUUGUUAGUCGACGUAGAAUGCGAUCCGUGUC
This is a messenger RNA of Aplosporella prunicola CBS 121167, 3117 nucleotides long. RefSeq lists its product as uncharacterized. The transcript has 2 exons. Gene Ontology annotation, biological process: dolichyl monophosphate biosynthetic process. The record is from RefSeq and is a predicted model, not a curated record. Gene Ontology annotation, molecular function: dolichol kinase activity. The coding region runs from base 141 to 3050 and encodes 969 amino acids. Gene Ontology annotation, cellular component: endoplasmic reticulum membrane. Lineage: Eukaryota; Fungi; Ascomycota; Dothideomycetes; Botryosphaeriales; Aplosporellaceae.